Messenger RNA from Patella vulgata (common limpet), 5122 nucleotides. Its product is annotated as FHA domain-containing protein FhaA. Lineage: Eukaryota; Metazoa; Mollusca; Gastropoda; Patellidae. The record is from RefSeq and is a predicted model, not a curated record. Gene Ontology annotation, biological process: regulation of cell differentiation. Bases 129 to 1184 code for a protein of 351 amino acids. Gene Ontology annotation, cellular component: membrane. The transcript has 9 exons.
UGGCGUUGUAAACCGGAAUUUCAAGUUGUAAACAAGUUACAAGUUUCUAGAAUUGCCAAAUACAUAUUAAAUUCCAACCCAAAACUACUAAUAGAACUGUUUAAAAAUAGUCACCAAGUCAGUUCGAGAUGUCUAUUGUGAAGGCUGGAUACCUCAAGCGACAUAGCAAGAGUUGGUUAUCAGGAGGAUGGAAUCAAUGUUAUGUAGAGAUUUUAUCAGAUAGUAUGUUAUUUAUCUAUAAAAAACAAGGUGAUCCACCUAAAGGAAAAGUCUUUAUGAAGGAAGUUGCAAAACAUUUUGCAUUUGGUGUACAUACCAAUGAUAUGCCAGAUAGACCACAGUUACCUAGUGGUAGUAGUAUAGACUGUGUAUUGGCUAUACCAAUGAAACCUAGCCAUAAAGCUAAAAUACACUGGUUAUUAUGUUCCUCGGAGUCAGAAUUACAUGAUUGGAUGGCAGCCAUAUGUAGUACACUUCCUCCACCCAAGACAAAAUCAGGUGGCCAGCAACAGACACCGCCACAUCAACAACCACAACCACAAAGUAAUAUGGUUGUACCAGAGAAACGAGAUAAUGUAUCAUCAGGCUACCCACAAAACAGUGCACCUGUUGGAUUUGCUGCUUAUCAAGGUGCUCCACAACAGUACCCACAAUACCCACAGCAAGGCUAUGCACCACCGCCACAAGGAUAUGCCCCACCUCCUCAAGGAUAUGCCCCUCCUCCUCAAGGAUAUGCCCCUCCUCCUCAAGGAUAUGCCCCGCCUCCUCAGGGUUAUGGCCCGCCUCCUCAAGGUUAUGCUCCACCUCCACAAGGUUACCAACAAUACCCGCAACAGCAGUAUCAAGGUUAUCCACAACAAGGCUAUCCCCAACAGGGUUAUCCUCAACAGGGUUAUUACCAACAGCAACAACCUGGAGGUUAUCAACAGCAACCUCAAGUAGUAUAUGUACAAGGUAAAGACAAGAAAAGUAAAGGUAUAUUAGGAGGUGGUAAAGCAGGCACAGCAGCAGCACUUGUCGGUGGAGCUGCAUUAGGUUAUGGUGCUUCCAGAAUGGUAGGAGGAAUGUUUAGUCCAUUUGGUGGAUAUGGUGGAUUUGGUUUUGGUCGUCAUGGAAGUUGGAGCUCUUUUAGUAGCAUGGGUAGUUUCGGUAGCUGUGGUAGUUUUGGAAGCUGGAGUGAUUAAUUAUUCGCUAGUAGUAGUACUAUAUGCUUUAGGAUUUAUUUCCUUUAAAAGUUAGCUGAUAAUGUAUAACAACAAAACAAGCAAAAACAAGAAGAAAUAGUUCAUUGAUAGGAAUUUCCAUUACUUAAAGAUGCAUUAUGUAAGAUUUAGAUAAAAAAAAAAUACCCUGACAGUUCUGCCUAUAAUAGUAAAAAAAUUGCUCAUAAUGAAAGGAAUAUGUUCAUUAUGAGCAGAGUUAUUGCCCUUCGAAGAACUGUGUAGUCUUGAUUGUCAAUGCUACCAUUGUCACGAUAAUAAACAAAGUGUCGAAUAUCCAUUUUUUAAUUAAAUUAUUAACUAGUAAUCGUCUUUAAAUCCGUUGAAAAUCUAAACCAUCUGAUGGUCUAGGAAGUUGAUUAUGGGCUUGGCAUGUGAAUAAAUGUCUAAUUUAUAUAACAUUUGAGGCCAAGUAAAAGAUCUGCAGUAGGCAGAUUUAAAUUUAAUUCUUUGUGUAUUUGCAAUCUGUUAAUGCAGAUAAAACAAAAUUGAUUUCAUCAGUGGUUAAUCUUCUUAAAUCAUGCACACAAUAUACAUCCAAUAGAGAAAAAUGCAUUUACAAUUAUCAAUUUAUUAGUGUUUACAGUUUAGUAUGUUCUCAAAAUCAAAAAGAUUUUUUAGGUCAUCGCAUAGUUUUGAAUAUGUAUUUUAAUGCACAGUUAAUAAAUGAACAGUUCAAACAUAUUAUUAGCACUUUUGAUAUUGAUAUAAAUGUUUUGAAUAUAAAAUAUAUGUUAUUACUACAGCCUUUUAUAUUCUUAAAAUUUAUUGAUCAGUAGUUAGAUAUUUUCUAUCAUAUAUUGUUGAACUUCAAUUUUAUACGUUAUAUUUUUGAAAAAUAUUUUGAUAAUGAUAAUAUUGUUCUGUUAUGCAUUAUUGUUAAUGCAGAAUAUUAUUUAUGUUGUGUAAGAUUAAACCUAGUUUUAGUUUUAACCUUUUUUAAUUUCAUAUUGUUAAUUUUAAGUUUCUCCCUUUUUCUUCUUUUAAAUAGUACAAUAUAUGUCAUAUUCCUGAAGGAAUGGCCCGAGAAAUCCCUCUCUGGCCGUUACUGGAUUGGCUUCUGAUACUUGAGCUUUUGAGAGAGAGUUUCUAUUCUUUCCGUUCAAUCAAAUCUCUCCUAAGUACAGCAACAUGACAGCCCUUCGUUUAAUCUGGGGUCUUCCCUAAAACUUUGGACAGUGAUUUAAGGUAUGAAAAACGGUGAAAGUAUUGUUUGCCUCCAAACAGUAUUGUUUACAUUGUAGCCGUUUUGAUAGCCAUGUUUGUCAUGCAAUUAGUUUUUCUGCAAUAUUCUGCUAUGCUCUGGUUAAUCCCCCAUAAUGAAUUUCUUAAGUCAUGACGUAACGUUCUGUAAAAAUAUUUGGAGCUUUGUUUAAACCCAAAUUACGCAGUUAGAUAUUGGUUGUUAAUCCGACUAUUGACCAGUCAUAAUUAUUUGGACUACCAAUUUGCUUUCAUUAAUGCCAGUGUUGAGUGGGAUUAGGUUUAAUCAAACGAAACACUGCGAGGAGUAUGAGUAUAUGUAUAUAGAUGUAUUAUAUAAUAGUAUGAUAAUGUCAGACUUAGAUGAAAAUCAUGUUGUUUCUACUGGGACUUUACGUAGAAUAAUAUAGGAUAGUAAUUGUAAUGAUUCGAAAAAAAUUAGUUAAAAAAAAAAAACAAUAUGAACAGUGAUCUGAUAGUUUGGUUCAUCUAUCUGAGAUAAUAUUUCUCAGACAUUUCCUGCGCUGGAAAAUCGUUGCUGAAUUAAAUGAUCUUGAGAUAUAAAUGUAUAGAUUUAGACGGUAGAGUACAAUGAUCUGUUAGAAAAAUUUUAUAUCUAGUCAUAAUGUGUUGCCAGAUUUAAGAUCUUUAUUUACAUUUCUUUCAAUUCACAUACAGAUUCUUUCAAAUUAAGACUUCAGCUAUGCACAUGUCUAUAGUAUCAAUAUUAUAUAUGUUUAAAUAUUGGUUUAGAAAUUGUAUAUACCAGUACACAUUUAUCAUAGGGUAUAAUUUUACUUACUCUGGAUAUUUCAAUAACUUUAUUUUAUUUUGUAUUUCAUUAUACACAAAUAUAACCUUUAGUUGUGUAAAAAUCAAUGUCAAAUUUAAAUCUUAUGAAUGGAGCCAAUAGUUGGAAUGCAACUUUUUUUGUGGUUUAGUUGCUAUCAUUGGAUGAUGGAAUGUGUAUAUUCAAAUUUGUUAUGAGCAUCAUGGAAAUUACAACUACAUCAUGUCUGUAGGCUUAGACUUACUUACUAGUAGAUUUAUAUUGAUAUAAUUAAGUUUUACCAAACUACUAUAUUGAUUAGUCAACUGGUUGAUUUGUUCAAAUUACCUUUGUAAAAAUAUCAACAAUUAUUUAUCACUAAAAACAAUCAUGUUUCGGAGAUACUAAUUUUAGACCGUAUUUGUGUUCAGAACUGUGCUAAUAUUUCAUUUCUUCAAAACUGUUGUUGAUAAAGAGAAUUUAUAUGAAUGUGAAUAAAUUUUAGAUGAAUAUUUAUAAUCUCUUAAAGAGAUUCUCUUUGUGUGUAAAAAUCAAAUAUUUCCUAAUCCAACUACAUAUUAUUGUUGAGUUUAAGAUAAGAUUUAUACAAAGUGUAUCAUUCUUUGUAUUGGGUCAAACUGAUCAGCAGUAAAUAUUCACUUGACCGCUACUAUCACUGAAAAGGAUGACAUCGGGGCAAGUUAAUUAACUCUCAAUAUUAUUAACUUUUUGCUUCUACAAAUUAAAUUCUAAAACAAUAUUCUAAUUAAAGUAUAUCUGGGUAAAAAAUAUUCCCAAUUUAGUGUAAAUGUGUACAUAAAAUAGUACAUGGUGUAAAAUGGUUAAAAGGCACCAAUUCUGCCUGGAUCAAUUUGUGUUACUACAUCCGAUGUAAAACAAUGCACAUUAUCCAGGCUGUAUAAUGUGAGGUCACAUUUAGGCCUAUAAUGCAUGUGAACUUAAAGGAGCUAAAUCGCUAAUAUUCCGGACCUAGAAAUUGACACUUGUUUCAAAUAGUGCCAAAAUGCAUUAUGGUAAAAUGUUUAUUUUGUCUUGUAUACAAUUCAAAAAAGUAGGGGAUAUUGAAAUGCAAAUACCUAUGCAGGUUGUCAUAUGAUAAACUUGACAUGCUUUGAGAGUUAUGUUCACAGAUGAACUUACUGGCCUAACAGAACCACUGAGCUGCACAUGCGACACGCAAUAGUGCCAUACACAUGGGAGGGGUUCAUUGUCAAAUUUGACACUUCAAGGAAGGGUUGAUGAAAACUGCCACUUGCUUGACAAUUUGUGUUUUCAAUGUUGAAGAAUUUGGAUGAAUUUGAGUUAGAGGCUUAGUUACUUUAAAGGUCAGUCAUCUUCUACAGAGUUAAAAGAAGGCUUCCACAUUACCAUUACCGUUGUGAAACAGAUCGGUAUUGGGUAUGUAGUAGAAAACAAAACACAAAGAAAGAGUUUGAUUCAGUAAAAAAAAUUUUAUGUAUUUUUUUAGAUUUCUUUUUUUCAUAUCAGUCUUUCAAUUUCUAUUUUUAAUAUAUUUGAUGUUUUAUUUGUUAUUUAUUCCUGUAAUUCUGUUUGAUUUGAAACUUGUUAUUAAUAUAAGCUUUGUUCCAUUUUAAUUUGUUUAUUUAUAAUUAUUAUAUAACGUGUAAUAUUUAUAAUCGGAUAGUGUAAAUGCAAUUGUUAUUAAUAGAGUAUUUCAAUUUAUUGGCUUGGCUAUUAUGUAAUAUCAUUUUUACUGCAAAAAUAUCUUAUUCUUUUCGCCCCAAGUAUAAAAGAUGAUGGCUCUGAAACAAGAUCAAUCUUUAAAUUUGAUGCACAGUUAAGGGCCAUCUUUUUGAAACACAAAAUAGUGGUCACAUAGAAUGCUGUUUUCACCAUUCAAAUAUUGUCAUUGUUUGAAUGCAACUGUUCAAUAAAUAAUUCAAUAUUU